Microthlaspi erraticum is the source of this 618-nucleotide messenger RNA. Lineage: Eukaryota; Viridiplantae; Streptophyta; Magnoliopsida; Brassicales; Brassicaceae. The record is from the annotation of a GenBank genome assembly.
AUGUCGAAGAUUCCGGUUAUAACCAUCGUGGUGGCCUUAAUCUCAGUACUAGCUUUCCCAGUCCACAGCCAGCAACCGCCGCUAAGCCAAUGUACUCCGACGAUGAUGACCACCGUUGGUCCUUGCAUGAGCUUCUUAACCAACAGCACAAGCAAUGGAACUACACCGUCGUCUGAUUGUUGUAACUCGCUGAGGUCUUUGACUACCGGAGGAAUGGGAUGUCUCUGUCUUAUUGUCACCGGAGCUGUUCCUUUCAAUAUUCCGGUUAACCGCACAACCGCCGUUUCUCUUCCACGUGCUUGUAACAUGCCUACAGUCCCUCUCCAGUGCAAAGCCAACAUUUCUCCAGCUGCUGCUCCUGGACCUGCUUCUACAUUUGGACCCGCGAUGUCUCCUGGUCCAGCAACGACUCCAAUUGCUCCAGAGCCAACUCCGGCAGCUCUGACACCUCAGUCCGAUGCAACUCAACCUUCUACACCAACCGUGGACGGUGCAGCUCCUACGGCUGACGGAGGAGUAAGCACCAGUCGUCCUUCUCAAACUCCUUCAUCCGCCUACGCUCUAUCACCAUCUCUUCUCUUCUUCGGCAUCAUCCUCGUUGCUCUCAAAUUCUACUAA